Messenger RNA from Musca vetustissima, 2750 nucleotides. RefSeq lists its product as uncharacterized. NCBI's taxonomy places the organism in Eukaryota, Metazoa, Arthropoda, Insecta, Diptera, Muscidae. The record is from RefSeq and is a predicted model, not a curated record. Gene Ontology annotation, molecular function: potassium ion leak channel activity. The coding region runs from base 1 to 2496 and encodes 831 amino acids. The transcript is spliced from 6 exons. Gene Ontology annotation, cellular component: membrane. Gene Ontology annotation, biological process: potassium ion transmembrane transport; stabilization of membrane potential.
AUGGAACAGCAAUUUUCCUUGGUUUCAGGUUUACCACCACCGCCCUCCUCAUCCGUGGCGGGUCAAAACACCUCCACAAUAUGCACCACAGCCAUGUCAAGCUCGCUGAAUUCCAGCGGGGAAUAUGUCAAUGUACCCUCUUCGUAUGUCACCAUAGGUAUGCUGCCGCCGCCGAACAGCCAAACAUCCACGGCAAACCAAUCCGCAUCAAACAUAUCAACACCAAAUUCAUCAACAUCCACAUUUAAGACACCUCUGCUGCCCAUGCCCACCUUAGAGGACAUAGAAGGUGGCCUAAUGGGCCCUCAGGCUACGGCCCAAAAUCUAAAUGCCUCGGUUAUGCCUCAAGGGAUUUUGAAAUAUCCAACAUCAGGGGGAAAUACUGUAAUUAUGCCACCACCACCUUCGCAAGGUAUUGGUCCAGGUCCGCCAUCAACAGUUAUGACCAGCCAUCCACCUCCUCCCCCCAUGCACAGCACAACAACGACACACAACAACACCAUGUUGUCAAUACCACCGCCACCCAGUAAUAUAUCCUUGGGACCCACACAACCUCUACCACCACCACCAGCUUGCUCCUCAGCCGCAUCCUCCAUCCCCCUAAUGGAUGCCUCAACGUGUGGUACCCUCAAAAGUUCUGCCAAAUUACAACAAACACCCGCCACACUCAUCAGCACAACCAGCGGCCUGCCACUGAACUCGAACAGCUCGAUGGGCGCUGCCAUUGCCGUUUCCAGCAGCAACAACAUCAAUACACCCAGCAGCAGUACAGUGCCUUUAAAUCUUCACAGUACCACUGCCAAUUCCAGCAAGACCAGCAGUCGAAGUAAUUUACAUCAACGACCCGCCUCUCCGAAAUGUUGUUCGUGUUUUGGCAGCAGCAACAACAGUAAUUCCAUGCAAAAUAAUCGAGGGCGCAACAAAUCGCAAACAUCGAUAUCAAUGAAAUCGGGUGGGGGUGGUGGCAACAACUACAACGCACACAAGAAAUCCUCCAAGGGCCAUAGGCGUCACAAUGUGCAAACAUUUUGGUCGGCAUUGCUCACCAAUUUGGGGAUUUGUGCUCUACUUUUGGCCUAUACCUUAUUAGGUUCUUUUAUAUUUUUAACAAUUGAAAGUGAAGAUGCCACUCUGCUGCAGCAACAAAGGACCCUGGCCUCGACCAAAAGGAAUAUUGGGCCACACAAACAAUCACAUAGCCAACAAGUGCCGCAGCAGCAACAACAUGUGGACAAUGGUACAAUGAGUGCAGCAGCCGGUACUUCGUAUGGUGGCGGCAGCUCAUCUUCCUCCUCGUCGUCAUCAUCACCUUCCCAAAUGAUGGAGGGUGUCAUCUCAUUGAAUAACAAUGAUUUCAGUUACGGUGACGACUUCACACCUCAGUACGCCUUAUCGCCGGACACUUAUGAUGUACGCCAAAGGACCAUAGAAAAUAUCUGGGAUAUAACCGUAUCCUUGAACAUUUUGUACAAGGAGAAUUGGACAAAAUUGGCAGCUCUGGAAAUUGCUAAAUUUCAGGACCAAUUAAUUAAGAGACUGAAUGAAGAUGCCAUGUUACAAUUAUCGCAUGACACCGAUGCGACGAAUGGCCAAACACCGGCCACCGAGGCUGUACUCCUGUUCCAUCAGCAUGGUCUGUCACCGCAUCAUCUGCACCAUCAUCAUCAUGAAUGGAAUUUUGCCAAGGCCUUUCUCUAUUCGUUAACGGUGCUGACCACAAUUGGUUAUGGCAACAUAGCACCACGCACAACCUUGGGCCGCCUCGUCACCUUGGCAUAUGCAUUUUUCGGCAUCCCUCUCACCCUGGUAUAUCUCUCCAGCACCGGUGGUAUAUUGGCAAAAGUCGCUCGCGAAGUAUUCUCCAAAGCGCUAUGCUGUUGCCUCUGUUCGAACUGUGGUUACUGCUGUUACGAUGAAAAGCGUAUGGCCGAAAAGGAACGUCGUAUGAAACGUAAACGUCAACAGGAAGAAUUACGCAAACAACAACAGGCUCUACAAGAACCCUAUUACGUACGAUCUGGUUCGAUGCCGGAUACUUUUCAGACACCCGAAAAACAAUCGCUCGGACAGAGUAGUAUACAAAUGCCCGAUUUGGAUUCGUUGAGUGCCAGUGAAUCGCGUGGCAGUAUGCAUGGUCUAGCCAUAUUGGCCCCCAUUCUGCUUUGUUUUUGUAUGAUGAUAAUUUAUAUUUUGUUCGGAGCUGUGGUGCUAUAUCGCCUUGAGGAUUGGCCUCUGCUGGAUGGUAUUUAUUUUUGUUUUAUGAGCCUAUCGACAAUUGGUUUUGGUGAUAUGAUGCCGGGAUUUCGUCGUGAUUCGAAUACAACAAUAUGGUUUUGUUCGAUCUAUAUUAUGUCCGGCAUGGCCCUGACAGCCAUGUGUUUCAAUGUCAUACACGAAGAGAUCGUGAAUCGUAUAAAAUUUGUGGUGGAAUUUAAGAAAUCAUCGAAUAUGGAUACAACGAAUGAUGAUGCGACCAGUUAUUAUAUGCCACCCUGACAGCCAUAUGAAAAGAAACAGAAUUUAUAUCAACGAAAUCCCACCGAAGAGACUUUGGUAACGGGCACCCCCACAUCACUGGUCUUUGGCACACACAAUGACUCAGAUUUGGCGAAUAUACACCAACUGAAAGAUUAUGUUAAUCAUGAGUUAGUGCCUAUUUUAACAAUGGAUCCCAAUUCAACGGCUUCAACAUCCACUAAUUUACUAAAAUCUAAUGUAAAUUUACCCUUAAGUAAUUUGCCACCACCACC